GCACCGAAGGUCUCGACGCCACCACAGCGUGGGGCGGCCCCGCAACCGACAGUGGCUGAGCUCCUCACGCAGCUCCAGCAGCAUGUCAAGGCGGACGCAGGAGCGCAGGAGCUGCAGGCCUUGGUCAGAGUGGUGGCUCCGCCCGCGCCUGCGCAGCCAGCUCGCCAGCCGCUGUUGGAGGAAACCAUCAGUGCGAAGAGAGUGGCGUGCAGGAGGGCGGAGAAGGCCUUGGAGCACGCGGUCCGCCAGGAGGAUGAGGCGCGGCGCUGGCUGGCGGAGUGCAGCCAGGGGGCCCAGGAGGCGGCAGUAUGGGCGGUGCAGGCCAAGACUGCCUGGCAAGAGGAGCUCAAGGCCGAGCUGCAGAAGGCCCGCGGCUCGACGCCUGGUGCGGGGCCUCCGCCCGACGCGGUGCAUGUGCCGACGGGCUCCCAGAUCAACUUGUCGCAGCUGCUGGGGGAGGAGAGUGGCUUCGAAGGCGUGGAGAUCGUGGACGGCGAGGCUCUCGACCUCAGUGAGCUCGAGACUGAAGACGAGGACAAGCAGCGGUGGUUUGCCCUCAAAAGCAACAUGGCGGCUGAGAUCCAGAAGGCAAUUGUGGCUACCACCGGGCCCAGCGCAGACAACAUUCAGCGGCCCAGAGCGGAAGCCAGGGACAUGCGGAAACGCGUGUCGGCCAAGCGCGCCCGCCAGUCCGACCGUGGCGAUGACACCAGUGCCGCCGCCGCCGCCCAGCCUGGAACGCCACCCGCAGCGGUGCUGCAAGCUGCCGCCGACGCGGCCAGAGCCAAGCUGGCCGAGGGCAGUGG
This is a messenger RNA of Prorocentrum cordatum, 806 nucleotides long. The record is from the annotation of a GenBank genome assembly. Lineage: Eukaryota; Dinophyceae; Prorocentrales; Prorocentraceae.